Necator americanus (New World hookworm) is the source of this 294-nucleotide messenger RNA. RefSeq lists its product as uncharacterized. NCBI's taxonomy places the organism in Eukaryota, Metazoa, Nematoda, Chromadorea, Rhabditida, Ancylostomatidae. The transcript has 2 exons. Bases 1 to 294 code for a protein of 97 amino acids. The record is from RefSeq and is a predicted model, not a curated record.
AUGUUACUUCGGGUAUUACUUAUUACAAAAUUACUUCGGGUCCCACGCGAAAGGAGGAACCACUGGGCGACUCUGGCACGCGAUCGGGACAAAUGGAAGAAUUGCUGGCGCCCGCUCGACCGCGGUGAUCCAGGAAUGACAGCCACACGAUGGAAAAGAACAUCUGCUAUCGGCAACGAAGGAGAAAAGAAGUACGACGACGAUGACGAUUACGUACUCGAGGACUCCUUGUCCCAAGGUGACUGGCAUAUCGAGGAGGACCCAAACGUGGACUACGAGAUGCUGCUCAGAUGA